Ochlerotatus camptorhynchus is the source of this 1037-nucleotide messenger RNA. RefSeq names its product ADP-ribosylation factor-like protein 13B. NCBI's taxonomy places the organism in Eukaryota, Metazoa, Arthropoda, Insecta, Diptera, Culicidae. The record is from RefSeq and is a predicted model, not a curated record. Gene Ontology annotation, molecular function: GTP binding; GTPase activity. Bases 1 to 1011 code for a protein of 336 amino acids. Gene Ontology annotation, biological process: non-motile cilium assembly; receptor localization to non-motile cilium. Gene Ontology annotation, cellular component: non-motile cilium; ciliary membrane. The transcript has 6 exons.
AUGCCGACGCCGGUGGUGUUGUGUGACGUAUUAGGACUGCUUGUCGUGGGGUUGGAAAAUUCUGGUAAAACGGAAGUGGCAUAUAAAAUAUGCGGAUCCAAACGGGACGAGUUUCUGCAGACUAAAGGAUGUAGAGUGUUCAACACAAUUGUUGCAGGAACAAACGUACAGCUCACCGAAGUAGGAGGAGCUCCCGAAUUUAGAGACCUUUGGAAAUAUUAUUUUUUAGAUAUGUACGGCGUUAUUUUUGUUAUAGAUGCUUCGAGUAUCAAUAAUAUCUGUCAAUCGUACAAAAUAUUCAAAAAUUUAAUGGCACAUGACUUCCUAAUUGGUAAACCAUUCCUUAUAAUUGCGAAUAAACAAGACAUACCGGGUUCAGUUGAUUGCAUAGAUAUUUGUGAAUACUUAGAUGUCGAGUUUCUAGCUAAUAAGUUUAGGAAUCCUUGUAUGCUAGAAGCCUGCGGCAAAUGGCUAAACGAGUCUAGUGAAUAUGAUGGUCUCAUGUUUGGAAUUAACUGGCUAGUGAAAACUAUAACUGCUAACAAGCAGUUUCUCACAAAUAGGAUUAACUUUCAUCGAGUAAUGUUAGAGCACAGUUCUAAGCUAUUUGAGAGUCACCGCCCGUGUACUGGAAUCCGUAGAAAGAGUUCGAGAUUUAGUAUACGAGAGUUACGUCCCAAAACAGCUCCCUCAGUAUAUCACAGCUGGUUAACGGAAAAUGACAAUAACUAUUUAUCCAAAAGAAACAGUGUUGUUUCCAUUAGAAGCGGUAAAAGUCAAAUCACGAAUUUAGGAAAUACAGAAACUACUACAGACUCGAAUACAAAUCCAGACGGACUAUCGAUUGUCGAGGAAGUUGUCGAAAGUACGGAAGCGGUAUCGAUGAAUAAAAAUCACACUGAAGCCAUCGUUCUUAUAACUAAUCGGACGAACGAAGAUUUGACCGUUGAGGAUUUGUCUUUAACGCUACACAACUCAGAUGCUAGCAAAAUGGUGAACGCAGUUGCAUAAAAAUAAAAUUUGCGAUUUAUUGAUGU